AUGUUAUGGUAAUGAAAAAGUCAGACGAAGUAGCUGCUUUAACUUCACACUUGUCCCGACAAAGUCAUAAUAUUUUAGCUCUGAAGGACCAAAUUGAUAGCCUCUUGAUUGAAAAAGAAAACUUAAAAAUGGUCUCUGAAGAAAAAGAAACUCUCCUUUCUGAAAAGGAGACUUUGAUUCAGCAAAUGAAAGAUAGUAAAAUGGCAGGAGAAGGGCAAUAUAUGCAAAUCAUUUCAGGUCUGCAAAACCAGAUACAAGCCCUGGCUUUUGAAACCAGCCAGCUUAGACACGCAAUGCAGGAAAAAGAAAAUGAAUUUAAGAGGCAAGCCCAAGAAUUAAAGUUAUUAAAAGAUAAAUCCGAAGAGUCUGAUGUACUUAGGGUUCAACUGUCUGAGAAUAUGGAGGUUAUUUCUGACCUUCAAUAUCAGCUUAGAAAUGCGACAGAAAAAUCAUCCCAGUUGAAUGAUUCAAUUAUACAGAAGGAUGAAUCUUUAAAACAAAAGGUAGAUGAAUACGUCAGUUUAAAAGCACAGCUUUCUGAGGUACAGGAAUCUUCUGUUUUGCAGCAGAAACAGUUGGAGCUUUUAGCCUCUGAAGCAGAACAAUUAAAAGUACUUGUUUCAGAAAAAGAAUUAACCAUCAACAAUAUUUCAUUAUCUAGUGAGAAUUUAAAAACGCAACUUCAAGAGAAAGAGAAUGCAUGUGAGGUCUUAAAGAAACAGGUGGUAGAGCUGGAGGAAGUGAAAGUGAAUUUACAAAAAGAAAUACAGCAUCAGAAGACUGUAAUAAUUGACAUGGACCAGUCCUUAUCAGAAAAGGAGUCAUCUCUUACGGAAAAUAAAAGUCUCCUCAAAACUCUGACGGAGAAAGCAAGGGAAGAUGAAGAGAAGACAAAUUUAAUUUCUCAGCUCAAAAGUCAGGUCCAUGAACUAACACAAGAACUACAGAAAUCUAAAGAACUAGUCCAUGAGAGAGAAAAUGCCUUUUUAUCUCUUCAGGAGAAAAUUGAAGCACAGUAUGAACUAAGAACUGAGUUGAAUGCAGCUCUUGGGAAAAAAGAAGAAGUUAUUGCUGGGCUGCUUAAUUCUUUAAAGGAGAAAGAUACCAGUAUACAGUUGGCAGACAGCAACGUUAAUGUUCUUUCUAGUGAGAUUGAGGUUCUCAGAGAAAAAUUAGAGAGAAGUGGUGCAGCUGUGAAAAACCUUACUAAGGAAUUUCAGGAAAAGAAUGAGAAGCUUGAUAUUAAUCAGAAGAAAAUGGAUUCUUUGACAAUUGAACUUGACUCUCUUAAAAACGAACACCAAAAAGCACUAGACCAAAUAAGUACAUGGGAAGAAGAACUACAGCAAAAAGAAUUGGCUGUGGAGUCUCUGCGUGUGAAGUGCACUGAACAGGCAGAUAACAUAGCAUGUUUGAAGUCGGAGUUGAACAAUGUAAAUUCCAAAUCUUCUCAAGACUGCCGUGACAAUGCGCUUUUAAUAGGUAGUCUGCAGUGCCAGGUAGAGUCUUUGGAGAAAGAAAAAAAUCGGUUGCAAGAAGAUGCUGAUAAACUGAUGGCUGAAAACGCACAACUUACUACAUCUCUAAAUGAUUUGCAAAAGAAAUUGGAAGAGCUCCGAGAAAUCAAUGAAAAACUAGAAACCAGUGAGAAUUAUUCAAGAAUGCAGAUAGAUGCUGUCAAACUGCAGAUGAAGACUGAAAAAGAGAAGUUACAGAUGCAGGCUAAAGAAGGAGCCAGCCUUGCAGCUGUUGAAAUAUCAAAACUGAAGACCAAGGUUGAUGAUUUGGAGAAGGCAUUGCAUCAGACAAAAGCCUUCCAAGCAGAAACUGAGAGAGAGAUUGCAUCAUACCAGAAUGAGCUUGCUGGAUUAAGAAUGGAAAACAACCUCCUCCUCUCAGAGUCCCAGGCACUGCGAAAUCAAUGUCAAAUCACAGUUGCUGAGAAAGACCGACAGAUUGCAGAGCUACAGAAGCUGCAACAAGACGUGAUUGUUAAGAAACCAGUCUCCGCUGGCAGCAAUUACCCAGUCAAGAUUUUAGAAACCGCCUCCCUCGCUGGAAGUGCAGAUACGCCGGAGGAAGUCAAACAUGUCUUAGCUGAGAGGAAUCAGCUUCAAAGUGAACUGCAGCGCUGUCUUCAGGAGAUACACCAGAAGGAUCUGCAUUUUCAGCAGAUUAAUUCAAAGGUUGUGCAGUCGGCAGAAGAGAAUGCUGUCUUGUCUGCCCAGUUGAAGACUCUUUCGCAGACUCUAAGGGAUAACCAGCUUCGUUACGCUGACUUGCAAAAUCGUUAUUUAAGACUGGAGAGGGAAUAUCAGACAAUCCAAGUGACAUCUUUCCAAGGCGCUGUUCAGGAUGAAACUAGAGCAGAAGUUCCCCCUGGAGCACCACAGGAAAGAUCUGCAGUUAUUGUUGAAAUGGACAAUAUGCAGCUAAAUGAACUCCGAAAAAGGCUUGCAGAGACUGAGCAACAAUAUGAUUCAGUGCAGCAGGCUCUCUCACAGCUGACAGAAACACUGGCAGAAGAGAAGAGGAGGAGAGAAGCUGCAGAAGAGGCUCUGGGACUCUCUGAGGAGCAAAGUAACAGAUUUGAAGUAAGCAGUUAUAGAUCUGUACCUAGCGAAUACACUGUUCAGAUGGAAACUGAGGAGGAAAGGGAAGCCUUAAUCAUCAAUUCUAGUGAACAUGUUAUUGUGCGAAAAAUGAAAGGAGGAGCCCUUUCCUUCAGAAGAUGGCUUCGAGGGCGAAGUCUUUACUGUUCUAAGCUGCUAACCUCCAGAGCAAAAUCCCGCUAUUUAUUCCUCGCGUACCUAGUCACACUACAUCUUGUUGUUUUACUGUGCCUCACUGGUGUUCUCUGAAUACACUGUAUUUUCUGGGUAAAUUAUUUCCCCGUAGGUAAUGGUGUGCCAAUUCGAGAUAAUAGACUUUUCACAUGCUGCUGUUAAGCUAUGCACUGGACACAGUUGUAUAUAUUCUUGUUACACUACAUGAAUCUUGAGCUUCUUAAAAGAAAUUUAUGUAUAUCACAGUUGCUCCAAAGUUGACUUGAAUUGCUCUUUAACAGUGGAAUAUUAUAUUUGCUAAGGAGAAAAUAUUCCCCUCUGUUUGCCCUAUAAAGAAACUGCUGCAUACAAGUUAUUUAAUAUUGUUUGUGAGUACAUAAUGAUUGAUUACUACUGAAUGGGUUGUAAAUGAUAUCUUUUCUAUAUAAAUUUUAUUUUAAGAGUUAAACUAUAAAUUUUAAAGCUAUUACUGUUUAUUGGCUUCUUGAUUAUAACAAGAAGUUUUAUAGAGUGCAAUAAAGGAAGAACUACUGGA
Messenger RNA from Gavia stellata (red-throated loon), 3321 nucleotides. RefSeq names its product actin, alpha skeletal muscle B. Gene Ontology annotation, cellular component: Golgi apparatus. NCBI's taxonomy places the organism in Eukaryota, Metazoa, Chordata, Aves, Gaviiformes, Gaviidae. The record is from RefSeq and is a predicted model, not a curated record. The transcript has 9 exons. The coding region runs from base 6 to 2861 and encodes 951 amino acids.